UAUAUCCUCAAAAUGGCCCCAAAAACACAAAACGCGCUAGAGUUGUGUUUGGCUCUGGCGGAGCAAGAGCGUUUGAUAACCCCUAUCAAGGAGUCCACCAAACUUGCAUACUUCAGCGGUAUUUUUACAUUUGCAGGGGGUAUUUUGUACGGCCCCCUUGGAUUUUUAUCUGGGGCUUUUUUGGGCUUCAUAGCCUCUCUACUCUUUCUCAACCAUAAAACCGACGAGGUAUUCAAGGACACCAUGGUGGGGUCCGUAAUAGUAACUGUUGUCACUUGUAUUUGUGGACUUUACUUUCGCCAAAAUGGACUGUUGAUGGGUGCUGUCAUUUCAACUGUCCUGAUAUGUGGUUACAGUUUGCCGCAAUUUAAACCAGCCAAGUAUAUAAUUGAGACGGAGCUAUCGGCAGACGAAAAAUAUAUGCUUGGAAGGGACGCCCAAAGUAUAUUGGCUUCAUUGAACAUAAACGACGUGUCUUUACUUCUCAUGAUUGUAUCCAAAUGUCCUGACAUUAAGCAGGCCCUAAUGAACAGGAUCAGUUAUCUUCUUAGAAAGAAACUUAAAAAUAGAAAGUGAAUUUUUGCAAAUAUAUGUUUGUCAUCA
Molecule: messenger RNA, 603 nt
Organism: Brassicogethes aeneus
Lineage: Eukaryota; Metazoa; Arthropoda; Insecta; Coleoptera; Nitidulidae
Source: the annotation of a GenBank genome assembly